Messenger RNA from Closterium sp. Naga37s-1, 963 nucleotides. Lineage: Eukaryota; Viridiplantae; Streptophyta; Zygnematophyceae; Desmidiales; Closteriaceae. The record is from the annotation of a GenBank genome assembly.
AUGGACGUCGCUCAGUCUGGGGGUGCUGAGCCUGGGGGUGCUGUGACUGGGGGUGCUGAGCCAGGGGGUGCUGCGUCUGGAGCUACUGAGCCUGGAGCUGCGGAGCCUGCGGCCACUGGACCUCCCCUUGUGGCGUCUGGCGGUGCGGGACCUGGCGGUUCUCCGGGUGCUUCGCCUCGGCGGGAGCCCCUCUCUCCACAGGAGCUGCGCGAGUGGUUUGCUCGCCGCUGGAGACGUACUGCUGGAGCUGGAGCUCCUUCGGCUGCUGAGGGUACUUGUGCCGCUGGUCCCGGAGCUGCUGGGCCCUCGGGUCCGCCUGGAGCUGGAGCUGCCGCGGGUGUUGGUGCUGAGACUGCUGCUGUCCUUCCUGGCGGUGGUCCUGCUGCGGGUACUGCUGGUGCUGCUGGAGGUACUGGAGCUGGAGGUGCUGUUGGCGCUGGUGCUGCUGCUGAGGGUGCUGUCCCUGCUGUGUCUGGAGUCGCCGCGCGGCCUCGGCCGUACUUCGUUCCACUCCUACAGCAGGUUCUUGGUCUUUCUCCUCCUGCAGCGUGUCCACAGCCUGUUCAGUCACAGUCCCAGUUAGAGCCCGCCUCCCCACUUCCUGCUCCCUCUCCUUACACUGGUCCCACUGGAGGUCUUGCUGAGCGUCGUGAGCCUGCGUCUCGUCCUGCGUCGCCUGUUCGUGCUGCUCGCGCUAGUGGUCGCGGUUCGCGUCAGCGUCCUCCUCCUGUCCCUGGCACACACCGGAUGUCUUUGCGUCCGUCCACUGCUCCUCUGCGUGCCCCUUUGCCUUCUCCUCCUGAGUCCUCCCUUCCUGCACUUACCGACCCAGAGUCCGACUCUCUUCGUGCUGCUAGUCCUACUGUCACACGUCUCCUUGCUACUGUCGUCACUGACCCCUCUUUUGAGUCCACUGCUGCGUCUGCUCUUGUUGCUGAGCUCGUCGACUUUGCUGCUAGCUGA